Messenger RNA from Cherax quadricarinatus, 2860 nucleotides. RefSeq lists its product as uncharacterized. The record is from RefSeq and is a predicted model, not a curated record. Lineage: Eukaryota; Metazoa; Arthropoda; Malacostraca; Decapoda; Parastacidae.
UAAGUCUGAAGGAAGAGGGAGUGUGCUGCUCUGAUUGACCGACUGACCCUUGGGACCCGUAAUCUGACCCUCCAUUCUUUGUAUUUUUACUCACAAUGGUCUACAAGAAAAAAUCAUUCUCUCGCAAGUUAACCAAGAAGAGAAGAAAGGUGUUAGAAAAGAUUCGUAGAACUAUAAAAGCGAAGAAGGAAGCAGCGAGAGCGGCGGCGGCUGGAGCAAGUGACGCCAUGCCACCACGAGAGGCGGCGGCUGGAGCAAGUGACGCCAUGCCACCACGAGAGGCGGCGGCUGGAGCAAGUGACGCCAUGCCACCACGAGAGGCGGCGGCUGGAGCAAGUGACGCCAUGCCACCACGAGAGGCGGCGGCUGGAGCAAGUGACGCCAUGCCACCACGAGAGGCGGCGGGUGGAGCACGUGACGCCAUGCCACCAGGAGAGGCGGCGGCUGGAGCACGUGACGCCAUGCCACCACGAGAGGCGGCGGCUGGAGCAAGUGACGCCAUGCCACCACGAGAGGCGGCGGGUGGAGCAAGUGACGCCAUGCCACCACGAGAGGCGGCGGCUGGAGCACGUGACGCCAUGCCACCACGAGAGGCGGCGGCUGGAGCACGUGAACUAAUGGAUAUUUCAGGCAUAGAAUCGUCUGGUGAAGAAAGAAAGAAAAAACGUAAGAGAACCAGCGUGGACAGCCCCUCCUUGGCCAUAACAGAUGUUGCUGGCCCAUCCUUGGCCACCCCAGAUGUGGCCAGUCCUUCCUUGGCCACCCCAGAUGUGGUCACCCGAUAUUGCCGAGCUAGAGGAUCGAAAAAGCUUAAAGUAGAUAACUCAUCUGUGACCAUCCCCUCCUUGGCCACCCCAGAUGUGGCCAGCGAUUCCUUGGCCACAUCACGUGUGGCCAGACGUGGUGUGGCCACACCACGAGUGGCCACCCCAGAUGUUGACAUGUCAGCUGUCACCAUCUCAGCUGACGCCAGCUCAGCUGUCCCUGGCACAUCUACAAGUGAUAAUGCGACUGACAUUAAUAUAUCUGGUGUCGACAGUGUUAGUGAUCGGAAUAUUUCCAGUGCCAUAAAGCGAGUGUCGCUCUUAAAGAAAGUAACUCAUAAAGUUUCUGAAAACUUUAUGGUGUUUAUGGAAAAUACUAAUUUUGAUUUGAUUCUGUCAAGUGUGUGCUGUCUGAAAUGUUUUAGUAAUAAUAUUGUUUUUACAUUCGAUCAUCACCACCUAGAGACAACUGUUAGUGCAUACUGUCCAGAGUGUAAGAAUAACGUGUUUGUAAUGAAACCAAGAGUCCACAAGGAUAUGAAUGUUGCAACCGGAAGGAUGGUAUAUGCAGAAAUGUGUACAGGUGGUGGAUAUGCAUCCUUUAGCCGUAGAACUGCAAUGUGUAAUUUGCCUUCAUUGAGUUUCAAAACAUUUAGUAAAUAUACGGCUCUCAUUACAGAUGCAUCCGUUCAAUCGUGCAAGCAGAUCAUGGCAGAAUCAAGAGAGGUGAUUGUUAGGGAAUAUGGUAAACUAGACAUUGUGCCAGACCCAAGUGGAAUACUUGAUAUUGAUGUCACAUAUGAUGGAACAUGGCACAAAAGGGGCCAUCAUUCGAAUCUUGGCAUUGGUGUUACAAUUGAUGCUGUUACAAAACUUGUAAUUGAUUAUCAAAUAAUGUGUAAGUUCUGUUUCUUGUGUACGUUCUUCGAGUGUCGUUUGAAAAGCAAGAAAAUUUCUGAAGAACAGUAUGAACAAUGGACUGAAAACCAUAAAAGUGUAUGCUGCAAGAACUUCACAGGUUCUUCUGGAAGUAUGGAAGCGGAAGCAGCAAUACUCAUAUGGCAGAGAUCACUAGAAAGUAACUUAAGGUACAAAACUGUUGUGUGUGAUGGUGACAGCAGUACCUACAAAGGACUUGUUGAACUCAAUAAUGGUGCAGGUCCCUAUCGAGGUGUACAGGUUGUAAAAGAGGAAUGUAUAAAUCAUUACUCUAAACGACUAAAGAACAGAUUAACCAAUUUAGUGAAGUCCCACUACAAUGAAAAAGAAUUGAAAACAGGAAAGAAAAGAAAGCAGUUUGAUUUGAAGAAGGGUAUGCUAACAGAUUUUAUCAUCGACAAACUGGCAGGUUAUUUUCAGAAGAACCUGAGAAACCAUGUCGACACUGAUGUUGUAAGGAUGAGGAAUGGCAUCCUUGCAAGCUUUUUCCAUUGCUCAUCCAGUGAUACAAAUCCACAACAUCAUCUUUGCCCAACUGGUCCUAAUUCAUGGUGCUUUUACCAAAAGGCAGUAGCAGCUAACAUAACACCACCAUCGCACAACACCAUGAAAGUGCACUUCCAGUUAGAUCCUGCAUACUUCAAGGAGGUUCAUGAUAUUUACAAAGAACUAACUACAGAUGAUAUGAUGACACGUUGUCUGAAAGGCAGGACACAGAAUCCUAACGAAAGUCUCCAUCAACGAAUUUGGUCCUACUGCAACAAGGCACUGAAUCGAAACAAGUGGCAGGCUGAUUUCUCAGCCAGCCAAGCCAUAGCUGAGUAUAAUGCUGGAUACGAGAGAAGUUGUCUCGAUAUACCACUUGGCUUUGGGCGUUCACUGGUUACCCAAAGGAAGCUUCAAGCUAUGGACAAGAGGAUGCAGAGAAAAAAGCCCCCGAAAUCCAAGAAGAGGAGACUGGCGAUGGAUACUUCCUAUGAACCUGGAGGACAUUAGAUGAUCAUUGAUGUCCUUACCAACACCUACUCAAAGGUUGGCAUGCAUGGAGCAUUGUGAUUGGCCGAUCUCCAGGGAACUUCAGGAUGCAAGGAUCUGCAUGGAACUUCAGGGAUAUACUCUAUUCACUUGUUUCUACUAUCAAUAAACAUAAGAAGACA